This is a messenger RNA of Spodoptera litura, 7679 nucleotides long. NCBI's taxonomy places the organism in Eukaryota, Metazoa, Arthropoda, Insecta, Lepidoptera, Noctuidae. The record is from RefSeq and is a predicted model, not a curated record.
GGAGUGUCGGACGCUCGGCUUUACAGUCGACGACUUUAGUAUUCUUCGUUUAUUUUCUUUUCUAUUCGUUUAUUUGUCACUCGGACCUCACCGUGUCAUAAACAUGGGAUGUUUCGCUGUAAAUGAGUGAGUUACUGGUGUUACCGUGUUUACAAAAUUUUUAUUUUGACAGUGUCACGUUCACGUGCGGAAUCAAAUUAUUACCGGUUCCGGAGUUUUUAAGUGUUUAUUAUACGUACACGUCCUUCAUUUGCUGCAGGUAGAGCCGGCAGAUCGUCAAAUAGGUGCAACGGUGUCGGUUUCUGGUAAUACUAAUAGAUAUUUAUCGUGGGAAUAACUUUUUAAGUGCUCCGAUAGUGAUUGGUGUGUACGCGUUAUCGGAAAAAAGUUCGCACGGAUUUGUUCCAAUAAGAAUCUUCUGGGAAACUAGUGUAAAGUGCGUGUACCGGUGAAGUGAAGCCGACAGGAAGUGCUUACAACUUAAACAUAACCUUACCUAUUCGAAAGAGGCGCGUGUUGCACGGGCAUGCGCAGUCUGGGCCUUCGAAAUUAUUAAUAAGUUCUUCAUAAUUUUAUAAACAAACUGUGACAGUGCUGUAGUUUUGUCGUGGUGCGUCGCUUAACAGAAACGCACGAACAAGUGUACACGGGGGCUCGCUGUCAUAAGGCCGGUUGACCGUUCCGAAUCUAAGUUCAAAAUUUAAAAUCAAGGAUAACGUUCACCUGUGGGAUUUCGGUGUUUUACCUGCGCGCGCACAGAACUUCUUUACAAAGGUUGGCGCAGCUAUGAUGUCCUGUCCUCUUCCACUGCCGCUCCUGCCGGCACUUCAUCCACAACCUGCAUUGGCAUCAGACUUCCCAAUCCACAUUGGAAUAAAGAGAGGCUCAGACGAGCUUCUUUCGCAGAGUGGCGUCACCGUCAUGGCGCCCGCCGCUCCGCACCACGCCGACAAUAACAAUCAAGACUCAGCUGCGAAAAAGGUGAAACUUGAACAGAAUGUUGGCAAACCGUCGCGGGUCAUCCACAUACGGAACAUACCCAACGAGACGACAGAAGCCGAGAUCAUACAACUGGGCCUACCCUUCGGCAGGGUCACUAAUGUACUCGUGCUUAAAGGCAAAAACCAGGCAUUCCUCGAAAUGGCGGAGGAGAUAUCGGCAGUGGCGAUGGUGGCAUACUUCGGCGGCUGCGUGGCACAGCUUCGCGGCCGAGCCGUCUACGUGCAGUUCUCCAACCACAAGGAACUUAAGACCGAUCAAACACACAGCAAUGCCGUAAUAUUUUUGCAGUCAGCAUCGGCGCAGGCGGCGUUACAAGCAGCUCAGGCUAUCUCCAACAGCGCUGGCGCAGCGCUCGUAGCCGGCGCAGGUGCGGCUCUACAGCCCGCGAAUGGAGGCACAGAAAUACAGGGUGGUCCCAACACAGUUCUGCGCGUGAUUAUCGAACACAUGCUAUAUCCGAUCGUGCUCGACGUACUCUACUCCAUUUUCCAACGGUACGGCAAGGUGCUGAAGAUCGUCACAUUCACUAAAAAUAAUUCAUUCCAAGCCCUCAUUCAGUAUCCAGACACGGUAUCGGCGCAAACGGCAAAAACGGCUUUAGACGGGCAGAAUAUUUACAACGGGUGCUGCACACUGCGCAUCGACUACUCGAAGAUGACGUGCCUCAACGUGAAGUAUAACAACGACAAGUCCCGGGACUACACGAACCCGACGCUGCCCUCCGGCGACGGCGACGCGCACCAGCUGUUGACCAGUGGUGGGGUGCUGGCGCCUCAGUUCCUGGGGCUGGGCUCCGGACUGGCGUCGCCGUACGGCGUAGGCGUAGGCGGCGUGGGGCUGCCUGCCUUCGGCGCGCUGACGCUGACGCCCGCGUCGCCGGCGCUGCGCGCGCUCGCCGCGCCUCCACUGCCGCUCGCCACCGUGCUGCUCGUCUCGAACCUCAACGAGGAGAUGGUCACGCCUGACGCUCUCUUUACCCUUUUCGGCGUGUACGGGGAUGUGCAACGGGUGAAGAUUCUCUACAACAAGAAAGAUUCAGCCCUCAUUCAGAUGGCCGAACCUCACCAGGCCCAUCUAGCGAUGACCCACAUGGACAAACUUCGCGUAUUCGGCAAGGCGAUGCGCGUGAUGCUGAGCAAGCACCAGACUGUGCAGCUGCCCAAGGAAGGACAACCAGACGCUGGUCUGACCAGGGACUACUCCCAGAGCCCGCUGCAUAGAUUCAAGAAGCCUGGCAGCAAAAACUACCAGAACAUCUACCCACCAAGCGCGACCCUCCACCUGUCCAACAUUCCAGCUACGGUGUCUGAAGAUGAUAUCAAGGAAGCCUUCACCAAGCGAGGAUUCACGAUUAAGGCGUUCAAGUUCUUCCCUAAGGACCGCAAGAUGGCGUUGGUUCAGCUGCCGUCGAUCGACGACGCGGUGGCGGCGCUGAUCAAGAUGCACAACUACCAGCUGUCGGAGUCCAACCACCUGCGGGUGUCGUUCUCCAAGUCCAGCAUCUAAGCCGCGGCGGAAUAUCACACAAGCAGGCAGUCGCCGGCCGCCUGCCGUCAGGCUGCACACUGCGCCCGCGCGAGCCUCCGCGCGACUGACCCUUACAUCGUACCUCUCACACAAAUCGAGAAUUUCCCUCGACUGAAAUUAAAAUAUAUCUGUAUUACGCUUACAUGGAUCACUAGAGAUUAAGUGCUAUUCUAUUUUCUUAAUAAAUACGUACGUUUACUGUUACUGUACAUCUAAUCUAAGAUACUAUCAUCACAGUCAAACGCUGCUUGUAUUUCCAUACGAUCCCCCACGGACCGUAUCAACGUAGAGAGGAAUUAUAUUUUGUGUGAUAUUCAUUCCAUAUUUUAAAUAAGUAUAUCAAUAUUAUUUUAUUUUUGUAAUUCGUAAUGUUUCCCGGUGAUUACAAUAUAUAAUUUGGUUAUUAUACAUUAUCAGGACGGUAUGUGUUGCAAUUAGAUUGCGCUAGGUUUGAGUCCCGGGCCGCGCAGUGUGAGACACUGCCUGCCGCCAGCUCGCGGAGCUCGCGGGUUCGGUGCCCGGUUGUGUACCACCUUACAAUUUUGUUCAUCACAUUAUUAUAGCACAUUGUUAAAGUAUCUCUCGGUCACAUCAUUUGCAGUUAUUAUCUUAAAUUGUAUUUUAUACAUAAUAUAUUUUAUUGUCUAUUUUAAUAUGCACAAUUUACUAUUAUUGCAUUUCUUUGUAAGUUAAUAUAGUUUUGUACGCAUACACAUUUUUUCUUAUUUUAUUAAUGGAAUGUUAUGUUUAGAAAUGUGUAUGUGUGUGCAAUAUUAGUUGUAGAGAUAAUUUUAAUAAUAUAUUUUAGAUGUAACCGUACCCUUGCUUCCAUUCUUGUUUCGUUGUUAGGAGGAUAUUGUCUGUUCUACACUUGAUUCAUAGUUAUUGACGAUUAGUUAGUGUAAUCACAACUCUUAUCGCUAAGCAUCUAGUUGUAUAUCACUAUUUAAACGUUAUGUUCAGUGACAUAAUAGUGACAUGAUGCAUUUAUUUCGAUGUUAAUUUAUAUUAAUGGUAGCUACAACAUAUAUAAAUGCUCGUGCAUACGUUUCACUAAGUGGUUAAUUUUAGAUAAUUAUUUAUUGUGAGCGGUAGGGGGCGCUGGGCGGUGUGGCCACUGUCGCGAACAUAUUUAGAAUAAUUUCCAGUACUGCUACGAUAUUGCCACACUGCAGCGGAAUUGCGGCGACGGUCUAUAAAGUAUUAGCCAGAUCUGAUUUUGCUCUACGACAUAUUUAAUCAACAGUAUUUACACUAGGUCACAAUAACUUGAUGAAACAGUAUUUUAGUUAAUGAGCUGUCCUUCUCGAUACUUCGUUUUGUAUAUAGACACACUCCGAAUUCGAUGUGUUCGCUUCUCACACUUCGGACUUCGCUAAACUCUCGAUUGGAUUUCACACAUCUUUGCCUUCUUAAAUUAAUUAAAAAUAUGUCUAGUCCAAUGCAAAAGAGAUUAAGUUUGUGAAUUAAGUGAUUACGUUAUCAAAAUCUUAUGAAUUCGUCUCAAAUAUUUAAAGUCUGGUAGGGAAGCUUUUGUAAAAAGAUUGUAUAUGGUUACGAAUUUGUUGGUAGAGGGAUGCCCGCGGCCCGCGAGAGCCAUGCUACCGUUAGGACCAGUUUAAGUGUUCAGUUACACGUCCAGAUUAUGUGAUUAGGCAAAGCAUGCGUGAACCAGAUACCUGAAUAUGACGAGUAGGAGAAUACUGAUGCCAUCCGCGGGAGCCGGCUGGCAUGUUAAUUAAUAUUGUAAGUGUCAGUAUAUCGUAUCAACCAACGCAUUACAUAUCUCGACGAUGCCACGGUCGGUAUUCAAUUAGGAUAGCAAAGGGAAUGUAUAUUGUAGAGUUAAUAAGAGGUAACGGUUCGUGCACACGUACAGUGUACACGUACAGUGUACACGUACAGUAUACACGUACAGUAUACACGUACAGUAUACACGUACAGUAUACACGUACAGGCAGACGGACACAGAGCGGCGCAGGCGCAGGCUGCGCACGUACCACGCAUCCACAUCAGGCAAGCGUCACUAUUGCAUUACUUUCAACAUAUCCCAGUGUCGGCAAACACACGGCAAAUUAAUAAAAAUAAAUUUUUAUUUUAGAAAACAUUUGUGAAAUUAUAAAAGUCACACAUAUUUACACUAUUAUGAAAUGUAUAAUAUAUAUCACGUAACAUACAUAAGAUAUAGAGCUUAGUAAGAUGAUUAAACUGAAAAAAAAAUAUUAGAAUGUCAUUACGAUGUAAGAUUUAAUAGAAAAAUUUAAUCAUACAAUUGUAUUAAUCAGUACCUACCUAUAAUAAGAACGUAAAAGUAGUUAUUUGGUUUAGAUAAUGUUAGGUGACCAGGGUGUGGUGAUAUUUUGCACGUUUUUGAAAAUGUUUUUCUAUACGGCGCAGGAUUCUGUGCCUGUGUUUUGAAAUGGUGAGGAUUGGUGGUCGAGUGACGUGAGAGCGGCGGUAAUCGCAUUUGUAAUUUUAAUAAUAAUUGUAUUAUUAUUACUAUGUAUUUAAAUUAAUGAAUCACAAAGAGGAGAUUACAUAUCCAGUGUACUCAGCGUAGAACGCUACACACAUGCCGCGUUUGGUUGACGUUGAAUGGUUUGCUCGUAACAGUCGCGUAUACUCAGUCGCUUGUGCUCAAUACAUUCGUAGACUCGCUCCGUUACUACAUGUAUGUACUACUGUGUGUGUAGCGUUUUCAGGCCUAAACUUUUCUCAAUAACAUUGGUAUUGACUAAUAGAUAAUUAUAGGAAUUUAUGUGUUUAGAGAAGUAUUUUAAAUAUCUAGAUUUUAAUGGUAAUAUUAUUAAAAAUAAAUAGAUCAGUGUUUAGGAUGAGAUGCCAAAUUUAAAGUCAAUACAGAUUAUUUUAGGUAAAAGGUAAUUGAAGUAAUCUUAACAUUUAUUGAAAAGUUGAUGAAAAUGUUACAGUUAAAUUAUAUUUGAGAGUUUUAUUAAGCGCAAUAUAUGCAAUUUUAUUCAUUGUAAGUGAACAUUGUUUCAAUUUGUUAGUUAAAGUUAUGCGUUGAAAAAUGAUGUGAAAGUUGUUUUCGGAUGUGUUGACGAUGUCCCGCGCUCGGCGGACUGUCACGUGCUUGUUCUAUGCGUUAGCGCACCUUCCUAUGUCUCUCUUGCGUUCCAUACAUAUCUCCGCAUAUCACACUGAAUAUGCUUAUAUUUUAUUGCGCUUUAUAAUAUUUAUCUCUACUACAUACAUAUUAUUAUAUUAGCUGUAUUUAGUACUUCGUAACGAUAUGAAUAAAGGCCGACAUAUCAGUAAAUAGAAGUAUGGCUAAGGCGCAUAUAGUAUAACCUGUCUCGCUCCUCGAUAUUCUGUCUAGUUGUCUACUUCCUUCAGCUCGGCGACGACCGCGAGAUGUUUCAUUGUAAGUUCACGUGUCGUCGUCUGUUCUUAUUUUUAAUUUUAAGCCUUUUGUGUGGUUAAUUUCACUCUUUAUUUUUAAUUUCAUAAUUAAACUAUUAUUAUCAUUGAUACUUUUUGUUCUUUAUUUUCGAUCCUUUCCCUUUCUACCCUAAAUCCUUUUUUAUUUUAUAUUUCCAUACCAAUUGUCUACGAUACGGCAGCGGUGCGGAGUAACAGCAGCGUCAUGUUUUCAUACCAAUCAUACACUGCCACGUUCAGUUCGUUAUUCAUCAAUAUCUAUAGUUGUAAUUUCAUCCCUUUAUUUCAGACCACCCGAACAAGUUUCGAGAAAGUAUUUGUAAAUAAAACUUAUAAAUGUUAAAGGGGAUCAAUAUAAUGAAAUGAUGUACAUUAGUACACAAUUGGUAUUCUAGACAUAUUCGUACUUAGAACUUAAUUAUUACUAUCCUGGCGAAAUCUACACUCGACUACAUUUUAAAGUAUAUCUAUUACGCUUUGAUGUAUUUAUAAAACUUGUGAAUAAACAUUCUCUACCUUUCCAACUGGGUCUACUGACUCGAGAAAAUAAAUAUUUAGGCGAAAUAAAUAAAUCACGUUGUUUAAUUGAAUUGUAAAGGGAGUAAGGGACUUAAAUAUUGCCAAUGAUAAUUAUGUUUUAUAUAAUAUUAUCAAGUGGAAUAUUGUAUUUCGCACAGGGUAUAAUGUGAAUAAAAUUAUAGCGCUGCCCGUGGCAUUUGAUCGUCCGAGGCGGUUAUUUUGUGUCCGUGCCACGUCCCUUAUUCCCACUGUGUGGAAAGAACUGAACCAUUCCGUAAUGAAACGUUGAAUUAGCGAAAUUAUUGUGCGACUGCCACUCGAUGACACUCGGAGCGAGACCCAACCGACUACAGCUGUGUACAGACUCCGAAUUGUAUGUAUUUAGAUUGAAUUGUUUCGACCGCAUCCUGAGCAAGAGCUGGCAGUUGCACUCAUGUUAAAUUAAUCUGAAAUUGUAAAUAUUAUACACGACUUUGUUAAUAAUUACAAAUUAAAUUAAUAGGAUCUAUAGUAAAGAUUAAAAUAAUCAUUUACUUUAAGAUUUACUAGUUAAAUAUCCUAUCUUAAUUUCAGUAGUCGCUCUAGUUAAUUAUAUACCUACCUAACUUAUGGAAACCCUUCGUAGGAGAUAUUAUCUACUGUUACUACCUCCCUUGGUUUCUUCGUUUAAUAACGUUUUAGUUGUUUCAUUAAAAUAAUUAAAUAAAGGUGUGCAAAUUAAAGGGUUGUGUGUAAAGUUAAAAUAGUUAAAUAGAUGUAAACAGUGGUUCAACGUAAAGUUUAACUCAUCAGUUUAUCGGGAAGCACAUCUAAUUUCGUUCACUAUCGUAGUAAGACUUGCUGAAACAAUUUGAACAUGUCAAUAUUAAUUAGUCUUAAUUCAAUAUGCCAAAGACCAAUCGUUGGGAAAAAUAACAGGGAUAUAAUAAUAUUUUUCCUUUCAACUUAACUAAUGUUUUAUCUCUAAUAAAGACACGUCUAAAAUCAAAUGGCAAGCUUUAGCGAGCUAUAUUUCACUAUGAAACAUAUUUUGAUGAUUGUUUGUGAACAUUUACUUUUAUGAUGCACGCACGGUUCAUCUGAGAGGCCGUGCGUUUACUAAACUACAUUAUGUAAAACAGUUAUAUGAAUUAUAAAUAUAUACAACAAUAUUAAUAUCUAAGUGACUACCCUAUUGAAUUCUAGAUUUAUUCUUUGUGAUUUUAUAAUAAAAUAUAGUUGAAAAUGGA